Messenger RNA from Trichomonas vaginalis G3, 243 nucleotides. RefSeq lists its product as uncharacterized. The record is from RefSeq and is a predicted model, not a curated record. NCBI's taxonomy places the organism in Eukaryota, Parabasalia, Trichomonadida, Trichomonadidae. The transcript has a single exon. Bases 1 to 243 code for a protein of 80 amino acids.
AUGUGUGAUGGAUGCUAUACAAUGUGGAAAUGGAAACCAGAAACAGGCGUGAUUGUCAAAGCAAAAGAUCUCAAAGAAAACCUUUCCAGUGCAGAACUUAAAUUACCUCCAGAAUGGGAAAAUGAAAUCUCCGCAGAAGCUUUCAUUGAUAACAAUGAUACAUUAAAGCAAAUGGAAGCUUUAGUAUCAGGCCUCGUAGAAAAUGAUGAUUGGAUGGAGCCUAUUCCUCUUAACAUUUACUAG